Molecule: messenger RNA, 5555 nt
Organism: Mustela erminea (ermine)
Lineage: Eukaryota; Metazoa; Chordata; Mammalia; Carnivora; Mustelidae
Gene: SKIDA1
Product: SKI/DACH domain containing 1
Exons: 2
Coding region: 1479-4205 (908 amino acids)
Source: RefSeq, a predicted model, not a curated record
UCAUUGCUGCCUCUCGGUUACGUUUAAAGCCUGAAAUAUCACGAGAUCCAUUCAAUGAUCCUUCUCUCAUUCAAGGGACAAAAAUGUAAUUUGCUGUAGCUCUGAUUUCUUGGAUGGAAAUGCUAGCCUUAGAUUUCAAAGGCAAGAACGAGACAUCGUGGUUUGUACACACAUUGAUUAAGUUGAAGAGCGGCGAUUACAUCUGUGCUGAGUGCAACAGUAGUCCAGGGCUGACUUUUCAAAUCCCAACCUCUGAGUUACAGACUCUCUUAAAUAGACUUCCUUAAUUUCCGGAUGCACUUCUUGAAAUUCCCAAUUCUCUUCAAAAUUCCUGGGAAAUUACUAGGGAGAUGAGGGUGGGGGUGGGGAACUAUGGCUGAGAUUUCAUGCAAACUACCUUUUUGUAUGUCUGAUUCCUCUGUUUUUAUCUUUUUUUUUUUUUCUUUUGAGACAUACCUGCUUGUGCUAGCCAGACCAGAGCAGGGGAAACUGGAACUUUUGAAUGGGAAGGAAGAAAUUAUUGUACAAUUCUUUUCUUGCAGGCUCAGAAAUAUCCGUUUAUUCUUUUAACCACACGGAUGUGUCUAUUUUUGGAGGAACAAGGAAAUAUAUAAAUGCCUGGGUUGCAUUUAUGCUGUAGUUGCAAACGCCGAACUGUUAAGAAGAUUUUGCCGAAUUUUGCAAAGGAGCCAACAAGCCACCUUGGGAUCCUGAUAAUGCAGCUGGGAAGACCAUUGCUCUCAUUUGGCAAUAUUUUGGAUAUCCUUGGAAAUGACACCAAAAUAUGCUUUAACUUGACUAAGAAGAGGUUAAACAACAUUGAUAUUCAUCCAAAGUGAUUUUUUUUUCUAAAGCAGAUGCUUGGCUUUCAUGGAAAAAAUGAGAGUUGUGGAAGAUUCAUUUAAACUACCAACCGAAAGCAUCAUAGACCACUGAAAUAGUCUGCGUCGUACAUCAGCACUUUCUUUUCAUCGUUAUUACGUAAAACCUCUGGAAGCACCUUGGGCGUUUUACAUUUUCUUUUCUUUGCUGCAGAAACAAUCUCCUCCCUGGAAUUCUGACCUGUCGUGAACAGGACCCUGGCAAAGACUGUGCUGGGGACUCUAGGACGAUCCCGCCUCCAAUCCAGCCUGGUUAAUUGUGAAAAGUGUACACAUUUCUGGCUUAUCUAUGCUUUGUUAUGGGUCUGACGUGAAACUACCUCCUCCCCACCCCACCCCCCAGCAGAGAACCAAAAUCCAGUUGAAUUGUUACAGUGUUUCGGAGCUGGAGCCUUGAACUGCUUCCUUGGUCAAAUAACUUUGUUUCUGGUUGUAAAAGGCAUUUCAGGGGGAAAAAAAAAAAGGAAAAUCGAGAGAAAUCCAAAACGAUGCCUUGAGACACACGCAGCAUCUGGUGGAGGAUUAACAUACAUACAUGUGUAUGUAUGCGUCACGUAUAUAUUUACUGCAAAUGGUGGGGAUCAUUUAGUGCCCGAGAUGGGAGACCUGAAGUCAGGUUUUGAAGAGGUGGAUGGCGUGAGGCUCGGCUACCUCAUCAUUAAAGGAAAGCAAAUGUUUGCCCUCUCCCAAGUCUUCACGGAUCUGCUGAAAAACAUCCCGAGGACGACCGUGCACAAGCGCAUGGAUCAUUUGAAAGUGAAAAAGCACCACUGCGAUCUGGAGGAGUUACGGAAACUCAAGGCAAUCAACAGCAUCGCCUUCCACGCCGCCAAAUGCACGCUCAUCUCUCGGGAAGACGUGGAAGCGCUCUACACCUCCUGCAAAACCGAGCGCGUCCUCAAGACCAAGCGCAGGAGGGUCGGCCGGGCCCUGGCCACAAAGGCGCCGCCACCAGAGCGCGCCGCCGCCGCCGCCAGCCCCCGCCCGGGUUUUUGGAAGGACAAGCACCAACUUUGGCGGGGCCUGAGCGGAGCCGCGCGGCCCCUGCCAAUCAGCGCGCAGUCCCCGCGCCCGGGCGCCGCCGCCGCGCGCCCCGCCGCCCAUCUACCUCAGAUUUUUAGCAAAUACCCGGGCUCGCACUAUCCGGAAAUCGUGCGUUCGCCUUGCAAACCCCCUCUAAACUAUGAAACUGCCCCGCUCCAGGGAAACUACGUUGCUUUCCACUCGGACCCUGCUUAUUUUCGGAGCCUGCUCUGCAGCAAGCACCCGGCUGCCGCCGCCGCCGCCGCCGCGGCUGCCGCCGCCGCCGCCGCCGCCGCCGCCUACUACCAGGCGUCGGCGGCCGGGCCCGAGCCCAAGGCGGCGGCGGGCGCUGGAGGCCCGGUGAGCCUGACCUACCGGUGCAAGCGCAAGCGCGGGGGCGCCAAGGACUGCCUGCUCGCGCCCCACGCCGGCGCCCGCCGCCUGCUCCUGCUGCCCAGGUCCUACAAAGCCAAGGCGGCGGCGGCGGCGGCGGCAGCGGCGGCGGCGGCGGCCGCCGGGGCCACUUGCCUGGAGAGGUUUCAUCUGGUUAACGGCUUCUGCACGCCUCCCCACCACCACCACCACCACCACCAUCACCACCACCACCACCACCACCGGGCCCAGCAGCCGCAGCCGAACCACCACCCCCCACAUCACCACCGGCCUCAGCCCCAUCUCGGCGGCUUUCCCGAGAGCUGUAGCAGCGACUCGGAGUCCAGCUCCUACUCGGACCAUGCAGCCAACGACUCAGAUUUUGGCUCCAGUUUGUCCAGCUCCAGCAACUCGGUGUCCUCGGAGGAGGAGGAGGAGGAGGGAGAAGAAGAGGAGGAGGAGGAAGAGGAGGAGGAAGAGGAGGAGGAGGGGGGUAGCGGGGCCUCGGAUUCCAGCGAAGUCAGCUCGGAGGAGGAGGACUCGUCCACGGAGUCGGACUCCAGCUCCGGCUCCAGCCAAGUGUCCGUGCAGAGUAUCCGUUUCAGACGCACCAGCUUCUGCAAGCCUCCCAGCGUGCAGGCGCAGGCCAACUUCUUGUACCAUCUGGCCUCCGCCGCCGCUGCAACCAAACCCGCUGCUUUCGAGGAUGCCGGCAGACUUCCCGACCUCAAGAGUAGUGUCAAAGCGGAGUCGCCGGAGGAGUGGAAUCUGCAGAGCUGGGCCCCCAAAGCGUCUCCGGUGUACUGCCCCGCCAGCCUGGGGAGUUGUUUCACAGAGAUAAGGAACGAUAGGGUAUCUGAGAUUACAUUCCCACACUCUGAAAUUUCCAGUACUGUAAAGAGAACUGACCUGACAAUUAACUGCCUGGCGGAGGGGGCCUCUUCACCUAGCCCAAAGACAAACAAUGCAUUUCCACAACAAAGAAUACUCCGAGAGGCGAGGAAAUGCCUACAAGCAAGUCCUACUACACACUGUGCAGAUAACAACACAAUAGCUGCUAGGUUCUUAAAUAAUGAUUCUUCGCGAGCAGCGGCAAAUUCAGAAAAAGAUUCCAAAAUCCCUCAUUGUGCUGAAUUUGCUACGGAUUUGUCCUCUUCACACACUGAUUCUGAGGUGGAUGCAGCAGCAGCAACUAAAACUGAGACUCCCUGCACUAACACAGGAGACAAGACCUUGCCAUUUCUGCACAAUAUUAAAAUCAAAGUAGAAGACAGUAGUGCUAAUGAAGACUAUGAACCUGACCUUAUUACAAAUAAGCUUAAGUGCGAGUGCAAUGAUACAAAGGGUGAGUUUUACAGUGUGACUGAAAGUAAGGAGGAGGACGCCUUGUUCACCACAGCCAAGGAAGAAGGUUUUGCAUGCCCUGAAAAAGAAACUCCUUCCUUAAACCCACUGGCUCAGAGUCAGGGCCUUUCAUGCACUUUAGGUUCUCCAAAACCUGAGGAUGGGGAAUAUAAAUUUGGUGCCAGGGUGAGAAAAAAUUACCGGACACUAGUACUGGGAAAGCGACCUGUACUUCAGACACCUCCAGUCAAACCAAAUUUGAAAUCAGCUAGAAGUCCUCGUCCUACAGGUAAAACUGAGACACAUGAAGGAACACUGGAUGAUUUUACAGUUAUAAACAGACGCAAAAAGGUAGCCAGCAAUGUAGCAUCAGCAGUGAAAAGGCCAUUUAAUUUCAUGGCAAAUUUUCCUUGUCCACCAUCACUCAUUAUUGGGAAGGAUGGGGAUUUGUGGCCGGCGUAUUCCUUAAACACUACUAAGGAUUCCCAACCUCCUCACAAGGCCCAUCCUAUAUGGAAAUGGCAGCUGGGCGGUUCUGCAAUACCUCUUCCACCUAGUCACAAAUUCAGGAAAUUUAAUUCAUAAAAGUGUUUUGGAAGAUAUUUUCUUGAACCCUAUUACCUUCCUUUUGUUGUAAACUGCACAGGAUGGUUUGUACAAGUCCAUUAAUGUGUUACACCCCUUUUGGAGCCCUGGUUUAUCGCAUUUUGAAGACAGAAAUCGGAUUACUUUUUUCCCAUUGCUGGGUUUUUUUUUUUUUUUGGUUUUUUUUUUUUUUUGGAGUAGGGUGGGGGCGGGGUGGGAGAAGGGUUGGUUUACAUUCCACAGACUACUUCAGGCUAAAGACUCAAGUAAAACUCAGUUAUUAAGGUAGAGCUGGAACACUUUACUGUUUCAAUGCUAAUAAUGCACCCGGUACCUCAAUUCAACUGCUACAAAUAAAUGUCAAAAGGUUGAAUAAUAAAUAUUACAAUGAGCCAUUAAGUUUAUGCACUAGAUUUCAGACCUGAAAGUGUAACUGUUAAUUCAGUGAAAGUUUGUUAGGUUACAUGGUUACACAGUGAGGUAGAAAGAAGUUUCUAUGAGCCCAAAAUGUUCUUUUCUGGAGCUCUUGUUUGUGGGGUAUCUUUUCCUCCCCUCAUUCCUUCUCCAAGAGUAGUUGCACUUAAUUUCCUUCCUUCCUUCUUCCUUCCUUCCUUCCUUCCUUUCUUUUUUUGAGUGGAAAGAUUGGGGAGUCCUCCUUGAAUGCUGGUAAAAGCUGCCUCAGAUAUACUGAGCAAAAUAAAUAUGAAAUUGCCUUUUUUUUUUUUUUUUGGCAAAGGGUGUGAUUUUACUUUUACAACUCCUCCUUGCAACUGGAAAAGUCCUUUUUGUGUUCUCACCCAAAGGUUUUAAAUAAGUUGACUCUUACUCACUUUUAUCCUGCUUGCCUUGUGGUCUGACUCCUCAAGUUUGACUCCUCAAACUUGCAAAACAAUUUAAGUAGUUCUCUUAAUAGCAGGAUAUUUUAUGGUCUGACUCUUCAUAGUGACAAAGCAGUAAAUACAACCAAGAAAAGUAAAAUGGGUCAGAGUUGUAGGAAUAUCCCAAAUGAAAAUUUGCAGUUCUUUCAGGGCUCUUUGGUACCAGAACUCAGGCACUAGGGUCUUAUUACCUUUUACUUUUUCUGCAUCUCUCUAAACUUCUGUUUUUAGACCAUCCUGUGAAUAAAGCAGGAGAGUUUCUACUGCAAGUGACAAUCAGAGGUGACUAUCUAUAUUUGCACUUAAAAUCAAAGUAGUUCAACAUGCAAAUGGCUAGGGUCUAGCCCUUGGUAAGGGCCAUGCUGGUGUACUAUGUUGUGAUGAUGGAAGCAGUAAAUCAAAAUUAUGGAAAUUUGCACUGUUGAAAAGCAUGCUUUAGCUUUAUUUUCAAUUAAAAACACUGUUUAAAAUU